AUGUCUACCUCAUCAUCUCCCAAGUCGCCUACAGACCCUCAAUUCAACUUCCGCAAUCCAUUGCCUCUAUCCGCAACCCAGGAACAGCAAGUCAAAGAGGUAUAUUAUAAGCGUGUGCGCGGCUAUUGCGCCCCCGAAAUCAAAGCAUUCGCAGAAUGUGCUCGCGGUCGAACCUUCACAACAACUUGGGUCUGCCGAGAGCAACGCCUGGCCAUGAACUCGUGUAUGCUUGCACAUGCGAAACCGGAAGAAGAAGACCGAGCGCGUGAAGAAUGGUUCGCGGGCCGCGAAGCUCGACGACGUGAGCGCGAGGAGGCCGAGGCUGCGGUCGAGAAGCGACGACAAGAGGUUAUACAGUUGAUGAAGUCAGAUGAGGAAAGGAAGCGGAGUAAAGAGGCUUCUUAG
Molecule: messenger RNA, 405 nt
Organism: Talaromyces atroroseus
Lineage: Eukaryota; Fungi; Ascomycota; Eurotiomycetes; Eurotiales; Trichocomaceae
Exons: 2
Coding region: 1-405 (134 amino acids)
Cellular component (GO): mitochondrion
Source: RefSeq, a predicted model, not a curated record